Molecule: messenger RNA, 15697 nt
Organism: Haliotis rubra (blacklip abalone)
Lineage: Eukaryota; Metazoa; Mollusca; Gastropoda; Lepetellida; Haliotidae
Exons: 52
Coding region: 73-15480 (5135 amino acids)
Biological process (GO): lipid transport
Molecular function (GO): protein binding; lipid carrier activity
Source: RefSeq, a predicted model, not a curated record
UUACAGUGAUACUGACUGAGUCGCAACAUUGCCCCCUGAGCUGCGGACAUGUAAGACACCGAAGACAGCAGAAUGGUCAGCUCGGACUUGUCUUUUGUUCUGCUUGUGUUGGUGUCCUGUGUCACAGGAGCGCCGUUUGAAGAUGGACACAAGCAUUAUUUCACCUACUUUUCCAAAUCUCAGGUUCUCGGUUUACACAACUUGUCAACGGUCAUUAAGUUCCAUGUGACCCCCGUGAAUCAUUCCAACGAUGGCAGCAUGAACCUUCUGAUGGUGGACAGCUUUGUACAACAUUCUGACCAAGGAUAUGUGGACAACAACCCUAAACACUGGGACUUGACACGGAACUUCCUGUUCCACGUGGGCGGGGAUGGAGCAGUGACGCAGAUCUUCCACCACCCGGAAGAGGUGAACGAGGUGGUGACCCUGAAGAAACUACUGGCCGGAACACUGUCUAUGUAUAACAAGGGCUCUUCGAAGUCUAAAUGGAAGUACAGAGACUUUGAGACAGACCAGCAUGGGAGAUUACUCCACUCGUAUUCCGGUAAAAGACUGCCGAACGGAAGUGUGGUGAGCAGACGACAUAACAGUACAGCGGAAACACACCGCCUGCACGAAAAGACUGUUGAAUAUGACCGCAGUGGCUUCAUCAAACAAAUCAAGAGUAAGGACACCAUCAGACUCAGAAACCAGCCUGCUCCGUCUCACACCUCCCAGGAUACAGAGAAUGUUGUGAUUGUUUCACCGAAUACCGGAGAGUUCCCCACACUGACGUCUACUGCCAGAAGCGUUGUGAAGCUCACAGCUCGUAGGCGAUUGGCCUCCGCACAGGCAAUAGUGAUGAAAGACUUCAAGGUUGACACCCCCCAAGUGAAGAAACCAGUACCAAGAGAGCAAACCCUAAGCGAAGUGAAAGCCGAAUUCAAUGAUCUGCUGGAGUGUAUAUCAUCCUACAACAACAAAUUCGCAACUAACAGAACUGUGUGCGUCCAAGACUUCAUGCGUCUCUUCAACAACCUGACUCAGACGGACAGAGUCGCCCUUGGCCACCAGUACCUUGCCAAGUGUACCACCAACGACACUGUGUGUAGAGAUGAGAGGUACCUGUUCUUGGACACCCUGUGUCGGAGAGGUGACGAGGACUCGCAGAAUCUGGUGUUGCAGUAUGUCCUCAACGACAAGAACGCCACCGAGGACGACCUCAGACGCCCUCUGUUCCACUACGUCGCUCUCAAGGAACCAAUCCCGGAAACUGUUAAAUCAGUUGAACAACUCUGUUUCCAUGGUAACUACGAUCAUAUCCCAACAGUUAAAAUGACCUUGACACAGAAGCGAGCCUGUCUGACACUGGGAGCUCUCGCGAGAUCUCUCUUCGACAAAGGAGACAAGACAGCGGCUGAAGAUAUCCUUGAGAAGCUUGAGAAUAAGCUUGGGUUUUACAAUCACACCCUCUCCUCUCCAAUCUUGGGCCGCCAGAAGCGUUCUAUCCACGACUUCGACUACGAGCAGCACAAUCACAUCGUGUCCAAGAUGGUUCUUCUACACAGUCUUGGAAAUGCCGGAAUACCAAGAUCAUUACGUCAUAUCCGGUCCUAUCUUCAACCCAACGUGGGGUCCUCAACAUGGCGGAGGGCAGCAGCCAAUAGUCUCCGUCAGUACACGUGUAACGAGAGUGCACUGGCGCUGUUUGACAUCCUCGCCCACGAAGAGAAUGAGAAGGUCCACAAGGAGGCGAGAGAAGUGUACCUGAAACAUCCUCAGCGACAUCGCCUGACCAGGGGCAAGGAGAACAUCUUACUGAGUCGCGACUACACCUUCCACUCCGUGUCCCGUGUACGCCGUGACGUCUUCCACGUUGACACAAGUGAUGGUAUCCGUCUCACCAUUCAGAUGCCAGGAAUCGACUGGCACAAGACCUUUGGGAGCAGCAGCAUAGGCGCCAGUCUUGGUCUGAAGAUAAUCAACAAGCUCGACAUGAAACUGCAUCCCCUACACAGUUUCUUUAGUAUCAACGUUGAUGAUGAAGCUUGGGUGACGGCAAACAUCGGCAUCAUUGGCAAAUACGUGGACAUCGUCAGGGCAAAGUUUUGCUAUGCUGGCCACAUACAAUACGACCUCAACGUCUUAAAGGAUUUCAACAUAAAUCACUUCAAGGACCUCCUUCAGAAGCUUGACGAUACAUUCGACUCCAUUGUGGGUGGCAUCAAGAAUGCAAUUGCGAUGUUUAAGAAGAUCACCCAACCAGACUACAUCAAAGGGCUGCUGACAGAGAUGAUCAACUUUGUGAAGAGUCUCCCAAGCCUAGUUGUCCAGUUUGUUGAAGACUUCGUGGACCUUGUGAAGAAGGUGGUAAAAUACCAUACAGAUCCAAUCAUGGAAAAGGUGAAACAGAUCGCACAGAGGGUCAAGGCUUUUGCUGAAGAGAUCAAACAAGACGCCCUGGAGUUCUACCACAGCAUAGCUGACCCCGUUGUAAUAACGCUUCCGAAAGUUGGCAAGAUGCUGAAAGAGGCUGGAGAUGAUAUCAUCGCAAUCUUCACCGACUUUUUCAAGAGUCCAGCACAAUCCUUCUCCAGAAUUGGUCAAGCUGUCAUGAAGGUUCGCCUUGCAGUCUCAAUGGUAAUAGAUGCCAAGAAUAAGAUAGUGGACGCUUGUUCAUUCUCCAAAGGAACAAGCCCGUUCUGGAUGCAUAUCGGGGAAGGAGUGACCCAAAUAACAUAUGACAUCAAGGACUUGGUUGCCAUGGUUAUGGCCAAGGUCAACAGCAUCAUUCAUCCCCGUUUAUCAAGCUCGGAUGGUACCAACGAUGGCAUCAUGGGACCCUACAAGAUGAAGAGCUGGUUUCACAAUGAGUCACAGGUAAUGCUGUCAAACGUCACUGCAAGGAUGUCAGGACUGAAGACCAUGGCAGAUCCUUUCUUCAAGGCGUACAAAGACGUUACAGGCGUCGUCACUGAUGUGAAGACGGCAUUUGAAACCGUGAAAACAGUGGUCAAUGUGGGAAAGUCACUGAUUCAGAAGAUAUUUGGGAACAAGUUCCACCGCAAGUUUCCAGCAGAAAGAACAGCCGGACCCUGUACAGAAGCUGUGUUUCCUUCCAAAGGCGGGGACAAAUAUGACACCAUCGGCGUUGAUGUUACCGCCAAAUCUCGACUGAAAAUUGUUAAUCCUGUAGCUGGUAUCGUCCGAUCAACAGGUGAUGACGAAAUCACAAUUACACCUACAGAUGACAACUUCAUGGAAUACGAGAUCGUCAUCAACAACGUCAUUCCCAACACUGAGGUCACUGAUGAAGGCUCUGUCAUGGAGGCCGGAGACGACAUCGGCACAGCAGGAGACAGCAACUGCAAUCCCAACUUCAUACACGUUGCCCUUCGUGUCACAGAAACAGGAGAAUACGCUGACCCAUCUAAGUAUCUUGACAGAGUUUUGCCGAUCCCACACUGGGAGCAAGACUGCAAUGAACACACGUUCUACUAUAUUGGCAAGGCAUACGAUGCCGACGGCACCACGGAUGGAUCCCCCAAAGAGAUUGUAGAUAAAUACAUGGAUUCUCAUUUCACAAAUAUGACGACUUUAGCUCAUGUUGAGCCUGACCCCGCUCCUCCGUUUAAACCUGACGGAACAGAUCAGCCAAAGGUCAAGGCUCUUGCAGGGUCCUUCCACAAUCUCUUGUCGCCGCUGAAGAACUUUGGCCAAAUGCUAAAAUCUAUCGCGGUUCCAAGUAUUGACUCUGUCUUCAACCUCAACACAAUGACGGUAUCCAAGCUCAAGGAUAUACUGAUAGCGAAAGUGGACAUCGUGAAGAGAAUAGACGACUUUGUUUCCAAGGUUUACCACUGUCUUAACUCCAAGCCUGUUGAAGAGCCAGUUUCUCUCUCGACCUUUAAACUACGUAGUCUUCUUGCACUUGGCAAAAUACCUGUCAUUGGAGACAAGAUUGGAAUGGUCAAAUCAUUAGUAGCACAUGGACUUGAUGCUUGUCCAAACUUGAAGUCAGGACUAGCGUUUGGCUUCGGCCACCUGUGCACCCCUGAUCACGACUGUCAUGGCAUGGCCUGUGGCCUCAUGUUUCCAUACUCUCACUAUCACAAGACUGUCACAGUGCAUAUCAGAUCAUGUGGCUCCAAGUUAAAGAUUCGGUUUCCGGGUAUGACAAGUGAACAUGACGCUAAAGAUGGCCCUCAAAUCAUCGAUGUGCCUCUCACAGACGGCUUUGUGAAAAAUUUCCACGUCACCUUCAGACUGGACACUUCCGAGAGUGGAGCUGAUAUGGUAGCGAGUCUCACAGGCAAUCUGUGCUCAACAAACUUUGGCUCUUGUCUGCCUAUGGUGAAUAUUUUGAACAGAACGAAGUUCCACAAUCCAAAUUGUACAACAGCUAGUGCCAAUGCCAGUUUUGCGUCUCAAAUCGAGUCUAUGAGUAUCCGGCAAUGGAUGUCAAAGAUAUCCCAGUGUCACCUGGACCUGCGAGAGGCUGGAGAGUUGCUCAACGACAUCAGACAGGCCGUCCUCAACGUGCUGUUUAACACUAUCAAGAAUCCCCUAAGAGCAUUGCAACAAGAGUUCAAAGAAAAGAAAGACAGUUGCAGUAACAAGCAAAUCCCAGUAAAACCCUUUGAGCUGACAUUUUUCAAAUUCGAGAAUGUUUUCAUGGUUGGACCAAUUCCAAUGACACUAGGAUUUGGCGCUGGUGGUACUGUUGGCGUUGGAAUUGAACUUGGAGUGUGCUUCAUGAGCAUGAAGUUGAAGGGAACGGUGACACCCAGUGCUUCUAUCAAAGUUUGGGGCAGUCUUGGGGUGGACAUAGGAUUCGCUUAUGGAGGAAUCACACUGACCGGCUACAUCAUGACGACAAAGUUUCCAAUUGUUGGCACAUUAGGGUUUGCGAAAUUCCCACUGGACGUGACUGCUCGUAUGGAUAUGGAGAUGGUGCCUUUAGCCCUAAAACUUGAGGCAUACGCCAAGCUGAGGCUGAUAUUUGUAACUGUCACCGUGUACAGAGGCAAUAUUUGGACCUAUUCGACACCCACAAUCAGGAAGAAUAUUUUCACCAAGCCGAGCAAAGGGAGUGACGCCUCACCUCCAACAUUCUCUAAGAAUUCCCUUGGCAAGAGAAGCAAGAGAUCUUCUGAUGCGGGGGGCUGUGAGGUGAAGCAGAUCAAAGGACGCUCCCCAUCUGAUACUGCAUUCAUUCUGAAAGUCACAUCCGAUGAUGAUGUCAGUGAAGUGAAGAUGCAUUAUGGCAUAGGAAGAUAUUCAGGUGGUACUGAUGCUGUGGACUGGACGGAAAUGGCUGGAAACACACUUACAGUGCCAAUGAAGCUUCCAUUUGGUGUUCCUCUGUAUUGGACAUUGAAGGCCAGUAACAGUGAAGGCGGGGAGGCUAAAACACAAUGCAUGCUGCACACAUACGAUAACACUCCUCCAGAUGGUAGAGUUGAUGAAGAUUUCAGGAUAUCGAGUAAUCCAUUCGAACUUGGAGGCACGGUUGUAGUGCUGGAUGACAGCAUAGUCGAUCCCCAACAAGAGAUAGCUCUCGGAUUCAGUUCUGGAUCACAGGGAAGCGAGAUCAUUCCUUGGGAACCAAUAUCUCUUGAACGGACCACUGUGAGGUCUGGGGAACCAACAGAACUGAAAUAUUUCUCCCUGCCAAAGACCGGAAGUCUGACUGCUGAACCAAUUAAAACUGCUAAAACUAAGUUUGAUUAUGAAUGUGCUAAACAGUGCAUUGAUUUCGGCCAGAAGUGUGUUUCAUUUGAUUUCGAAUACAAUUCUCAGAUAUGUGACCUCCAUUCUGUCGGGGAAGGCCCAAAUGCUGCUCUCCGACACAAUGGAAACUACAAGUCCUUUGAAAGACUUGGCGUUGGUCAAAAACAUUACAAAAUCUUCCAAAAUCUUAACUUAACCCACAAGGAGACAUAUUUCAUGAACACCCAUGUUACCAAUGAACUUGGGUAUGAGAGCCAUCUGACCUCGCACGGAACAUUAAUAGAUCUGACGCCUCCUAGUCCUGGACCUGUCGGGAAUUCCACGAAGGAUGAAACCACAUUCGAUGGCUGCUCGGUGUCCAUUCUCCAACGCUGCAAGGAGCUGUCAAAACUUCCUAAUCACAGGAAAAUGACUGAUGGAACUGAUGGUGGUACUGUCUUCAACGGACACAAACACCUGUAUGAUGAAAAAUAUACUCUUUCCAACAACCUUAUUGCAGGAAACUGGGAUGGCUUUCAUGACAACGAGACUGGCAUCUAUGGUUACACUUGGGCUGCCGGUACAUCUCUAUGUUCAAACGACACGGUUGGCUACAAUGACCCUCAUGCUAAAAUACCCAGCAGAGAUGAGUGGACCUACAGCGGGUUGACCUCUGGCCUUCACCUCUCGGAUGGGCCUCAUUACGUCACAGUUCAAGCUGUCAACAACAUCAUACAUGGAGGUGCUCUUGUCACAACAGUGUGCCACUCAACACCCCUCAUUGUAGACACAACGCCGCCUAUUUUCAAUGGCAUAGAUGACGUCUUCUUUGAUGGUGAUUUUGAGCUCCUGGGACUGUACUACAACGGAUCUGAUCCUCUCUCUAAAAUUGCCCAUGUCCACUUUGGGCUUGGGUUAACCCAAAAUGAUGUGAAACUGCGAUCCUAUGAAGAAUAUAAACCCUUUGGUGACCCCAAACCAUAUGUACUGGUUGAAGAUUUUGUCCUGAAGCAAGGAGUUGCUGCCUGGCCCAGAAUUCGGCUUACCAACAAUGUGGGGCUUUCUACAAGUGGUCACGCCAAUGAGCCAAUCAUUGUGGACGACUCUCCCCCAGUAGUUGGCGUCAUCAACGACGGAAGUACGGUUGGCGUAGAUGCAGACUACCAGGCAGAUGCACAUGUCAUCUGCGCUCAAUGGGAAAAUUUCUAUGACUCGGAAUCUGGAAUUAAGAGGUACUUGUGGGGUGUUGGUACAAAGCCUGGUGUCGAUGACAUUGUCAAGUUCAAAGUGGAGGACCGCUCGGUGCACAAUGACUGUAGCAGUGUCUCACUGACUCACAACACCACGUAUUACUCAACCAUCAUAGCGUUCAAUGGGGCGCUGAACAUGAAGAGAGUUAAUUUUACUUCAACUGGAGUCCUAGUGGACAUCACGGACCCAGUAAAGGGAUGGAUCAAAGAUGGGGAUGAUGCAAGCCAUGACAUCACUUAUUCAUCAGAGCAGGCCCUGAUUCAGGCAGUUUGGGGAGGUUUCUCUGAUCCUGAGAGUGGGAUUGUCAAGUAUGAAGUGGACAUAUACAUCAACAAUCAGCACAGGAAAACUAACACAAUCGUACCAAGCGGGGAUAGCCUGUUGAACUACAUGAACGAAAAAACAUUGGAACUGAAGCAAGGUGAUGUCGUGCACACAAAGGUCAGGGGAUUCAAUGGAGCCGGGAAGAGUGUAGAAGCCACAACCAAUGGCUAUACAUUGGACAUGACACCCCCAGUAGCUUACUUUGUUUACGACAAUGACGGCCAACAAGAGUACCAGUUGGAUAAGACAGCACUUCAUCUAUCAUGGAAGUUUGAGGACGCUCAAUCCGGUAUUGAAAAGUAUAUGGUUUCCGUUUUUGAGGACUAUGCUGGCAUGAAGAGACGAAUCUGGCCCUCAACAGACAAAGCAAAGGACAUACCUGCAACAGGUGGACAAAUGUCCUAUCCACUGACAAGUGUUACCCUUGUGGAUGGGGCGCGCUAUUUUGCCCAUGUCAUAGCUGUCAAUAAGGCCAAGAUGUCUAGAACUGUUGAUUCUCCGGGCGUGGUGAUAGAUUCCACAGCUCCUGAAGUAGAGAAGAUCCACCUUGGACCAAUGAAAGAGGAUGAGGAAAUUGAAGAUGGAAAACUCGUCCACACAGACAAAUCCAAAAUGACAAUCUCCUGGAAAGUAAGUGAUGAAGAGAGCGGCAUCAGUGAGAUAUAUGUUGCCAUUGGGACCUCGGAACAUGAUCAAUCCAUUACCAAUGGAUUUCUCACUUUCUCACAGACAAACGAGGUGACACUGAAACAUCUGAACCUUAUUGAUUCUACGACGAGUGGAAACUAUUACUUCAUCCAGAUUAAGGUAAAGAACGGCGCAGGUGCAGAGUCCCGUCUGCGUAUCUCCAGGCCAAUCAUUGUACUACCCGGAAACAUACCAGGUGUGAUAUAUGACGGGAGGAAACGUUUCGUUGAUGCAGACUUCCUCCAUGACAGAUCAACCUUUGCAAUGUCUUUUGCUGGUUUCCAAAGUAUUGCCUGUGGUAUUGUGGCCUAUGAGUGGGGUAUUGGGACUGAGCCUUAUGUGACAGACAUCGUGCCAUUCACGAGCUUUGGGGUUGUGAAGACUAAUGAAUCAUCAGGCUUUGGACAAAUCGACAUCCAGCUGUUUGAAGGUGUAAAGUAUUUCACGACAGUCAGAGCAAGGACCGGACAUAAAUGUCACGAGGAGCACAUUGUAUCAACAUCUGAUGGUAUUCUUGUCGACACACAGGGACCUCUAAUCAAGGCAUCCAAUACCAAAGGCCACACGAUUCCAGAUGUAAAGGCCUGGGGAGUUGUGUUCCAGAAUGAAACCGACAUAGUUGAAGUAACGCCUGAUAUCACUGACCCCUCUGGAGUCAAUGCCAGCCAUGUAUGCUUGGGUUCCUACCCAUAUGAGGACGGCAUCCACAAAUGUAGUCCUCAGAAUGAAAAGAGCGUCAAGGGACUAUCUCUGAAGCCAGGAUCAUCAGUCUUUAUAACUAUCAAGGCAACGGACAAUGCUGAGAACAGUGCCACAUGGGAAUCUAUUGCCUUGAUUCCUGAUUCAACUCCACCCGAACUGGUCAACUUUACAUGUACAAAGGAAAUAUCCAGCAUGAGAUCUGGAAUAGAAUGUGUUUGGGAUGAGGCAAGGGAGCAUGAGAGUCACAUGGAGUCCAUCAGUAUCUGUCUUGGUGAGGCUGACAGGCCAUGCUCACUGUCUUCUUUUGAAAACAUACCACUCCAAAAGAGAUCAUGGAAAACGGACACCUUUAGAUUCAUUGACAAGGUAAACGAGGAUAAAAUAUUUGUCACGGUUCACCUAACAAAUGCAAUGAAGAAGGAAGCACGUUUGACAAGGGAAGUGAUCGUCGAUUCAACAAAACCUACAGCUGGCAAAGUUUUGAUUGUUACCAAUGAUCGAUUGAAAGAUAAAACUACGCAUCAGCAAUGCCAAGUACCAAAUUCCUUUGUUGAGGUCAUCAUAACAGGAUUUGAAGACCCUGACACAGGCAUAAGCAGAUGUGAGGUUGGACUGGGUCGGGAACCAGGAUCAACUGAUGUUCACAGAAUGAAGACUGGCCAACCAGAGACUGUCAUUUUCUUUGGAAAACUGUCUCUACAACCAGAAGAUAAAGUCUAUGCGAUUGCAAAAUGUCUAAACAGGGCUGGUCUCUCGGCAUCUGCAACAUCUGAAGCAGUUGUAGUUAGCCCAUACCCACACCUUACAGUGACGGAUGGUUCUGGAGAGAAGGACGAAGAUUUCCAGACAGGUCUCUCCUCUCUGGAAGGUCACUGGCAUUACACAAGCGGCUGCCCGGUGAUGAAGGCGGAGUGGCAGAUUAUGACAGUUAGUUGGACUGUAUUCCAAGAUUUCACACCAUUACCAGAAUCCCUUGGAACAUUCUUCAGUGAUGAACUUCGUCUAACAGCAGGAUUUACCUACAUCAACGUGAUACGUGUAACAGAUGCGAUAGGAAGAAUUCACGUCGCGUACACUGAUGGUGUAACUGUUCUGAUAGAACCACCACACCCAGGGGCUGUCAGGGAUGGACCAGAGAAAGAUAUGGACUACCAGACCUCUACAGCUGAACUAUCAGCUAACUGGGAUGCGUUCGGUAAACCGAAUAGUACAGAUGCCACUCAGCAGAUCGAUCGCUAUGAAGUUGCAAUAGGUGAUGAUGUCAAGAACCCAGCUUCACGCUACAACGUCCAUUUCUUUGAAACUGCUCACCUGAACACCUCGUUCACAUUCAGGAACCUGAAACUGAAAGCAAAGUUGAUAACAUAUUAUGUCACAGUACGUGCUUACAGCAAGGCUGGGAGUUUUGAAGAAGCAUAUUCUGAUGGCAUUAAAGUUGGAUAUGAUUUGGACAUAUCUCCCGGGAGCAUUGACUUACGCAAGUACAGUCAUAGUCGUGAAAAUCUGAAGGUGUCAUGGAGUGGUUUCUACUCCGACAUUGGACUCACAGAAUACACUGUUGGAAUCAGCAAGGACAGUAUUACUCUCCCGGGUAAUACUACCAACUGUAAAUCACUUAUGUCAACCAUUUCCAACUACAAUGCAUCCUUUAGAUCUGCGGGACGAGACACUGUAGUGCAUAUGCAGAAUCUUACACUCCAACAGGGUCACUCCUAUUAUGUGACAGUGAUUGCCCAUGACAAGGUCGACUCUUGUAUUGGGGUUUCUCAAGGUCCUAUUACCAUUGACACAACUCCGCCUACACAAGGUCACAUUUCCGCAGUAGGAGGUCAGAGUACAAAGGUUGUGUACAUCAGCAGCAGAGAGGAGGUGACCCUACACUGGAAUGGCUUUGAGGACAUUGAGAGUGGUAUUCAAACAUACCACAUAGAGCUGUUUUCACAAAUGCCAUGCAUGCACGAAUCGACGAAACUUAUCAAAGUGAUGGAUGUUCACAAUACGACAGACAUUACUCUUUACAGCUUGAAUCUAACUCUCAGUCUGAUGUAUACGUUUACAAUAACUGCUAUCAACGGAGCUGGUCUGAAUACGACAGCUGCAACACUGCCCAUCCUCAUUGAUGUAUCAAGGCCACAAGCAGGAACUGUGAAAGUUGGUAGAGACUGGCACACAUCAAGGACCUUCCAGAGUGAAGACGACAGAGUCAAUGUGCGGACAGCAAUUGCAAGAAACAAGAAAGGGUCAGAAUGCAAACGAAGUAAGCAAAUCUUCCCCAAAGUUUCAAAUGAGGAACAGUGGCAAUCCCUUGUCAGAUCGGACAUAUCAAAUUCCUCUGCUCUGGUUGAUAAGUAUGCACGGGUGGCCCUCACAUAUGAUGAAAAUCUGAGAGACAUCGUACGCGGAGGGUUAUUUCUUCAGCUUGAGGACACACUGGCAGAAGGAAAUUACACGUUCAAGUUAUUAAGUGCUAAAGGGCAGAAUGUCAUCACUUCCCUACAUUUUGAAUUCUCUGAUAUAUCGACCUACCAAUCUCCAGUUCUGAAGGAAAUACCAAGACUUGAUGACAACGACGUGCCUGAAGAAACCAAUGCAACUUCCAAUGAAACUGAUGAAGUAAUUCCGUGCUUAUCUUCACCAGGAGUUGCAGUCUUCUUCUAUGGUUAUGAUGAUGAUACCCAUGCUUGGAAAGGACGUAUCUGUUUAAGAGAUGAUAGCAAGGAAACAGAAUCCUGGUUUGACUUACCUGGUGAUCCAUCAGACUAUGUUUAUGAAAUCAGCCUGCGAUUCAUGAAAGACGUUGAGAAUGUGAAGAAAACGUGGAGAACAACACUUUUCAUUGAAGGUCAUCGCAAAGCAGAUAUUGAGGGUUACACAUUUUCUGGAAAACCAAGUAUCAUCUACCGAGUACAAAAUCUCAAUGAUUACAAGCCUCCUGUUGGAGAUCCUCUUCAUCCGUUCUUUACGCAAGCUGUACUGAGCUAUUUGGCUGUACCUGACACAGUUGACAAAGAAUGUUUACAUGGAACACCGUUCUAUGAUGGAGAAAGUGGUCUGAAAGAGGUAUGGGUUGGAAUUGGAACAAAUAAAUCCCUUGUGGACAAUGUGCUUCCUUUCACUUUGGAAUCAACAUAUUGUCUGCCAUGCAUGAAUAGCUGUAUGGAAAUUUGUGAUCCAAACUGCUCCGUGCCACCAACUGAAACAUUGUCUGUGCUGUCAUUGGAACUGCGGAACCUAACUCUGGCCCACAGCGAAAAGUUAUCAGGGAAUAAAGCUACAAACUCUUCAAAACUGAUGGAUUUUAAAGCUCCAACAUACUACGUCAGCGUAAAGGCCGUAAACUUUGCAAAUCAAUCGACAGUUGUAAUGUCAAACGCUUUCCAAGUUGACAUCACUCCGCCACAAUUCGAUUAUAUGAUGUGUGUUGAUCCUCAACAUUCUCUGGACGAACCGACUACCUUCAUAGGCUCGAAUAACAGCGUUGGGGCAUUCUGGGAAUGCAAUGAAGAUGUCAGUGAGAUAGCUGAAUACACAGUGCAGAUCGGCAGUACAGAAAGAGGGAACGAUGUUCUGAUUGCGACAUCGGCUGGAUUAAAGAGAAAGGUUGGUUUGACACUGGAGCAUGCGACCCUGGAUGAUGGCAAAACCUACUAUGUGACCGUGACAGCUAUAAAUUCAGCAGGAUUAUCUGCCAAGACGUCAUGCAAUGUGACGGUCAUGAUGAGCGCACCUGCUGUUUCUAGCGUCUACACACAGAGUCUCUUCACCUCAGGGUACACAAAGCAUGCCGUUUCGCUGAGUCCAUCACAACACAGCAUUGGUAUCCAUAUACAUGGCGGAUAUGACAACCUAUACUAUGAAUGGACAAUUGGCACUGUCCCCGCAACUGAUGACGUCUUCCCCAUCAUCAAGGUGGCAACACGAGCAGAUUCCAAAAUAUCCAUUAAUCAGGGGCAACUGAUGAUCGAUGGAAAGCUGACAAACAUCUCUCUAAGUGACUACAACACUAACGACACAGACACCAAUACCUCCAAAGCAGACGGGUCCUUCUUGAUGCUGGAGCCAGGCAGAUGCUACUAUCACAGUCUCAAUGCAGUGAGCCGUUCCCAUGUUGCAGUUGCCGUGUCUACUCAACCAGUCUGCGUAAAACGAAAGGAUGAUAUUCUCGUUGAGCUUGGGGAUCACAAUAGUACCAUAAAGUCAGUUGUAAUUAAUACAUCAUCCGGUGGCAGCAACGAAACUCUGCAACUGGCUGUUACUGGCUACAACGGAAGUCUCCUAAUUGGCACUUUAAACUCAACUGACUUAUCCAUGAUAUAUGGAAGUGCAGCAACUGCAGAAUAUGUUCCUUACAUUACUGACCCGUUGGAAACAAUGCAAGCUACUUCAAGGCUUCUCUAUGGACGGAUCAGAAAGCCGUCGGGACUGGCAUUCUAUAUCUCACCAGCCACUGAGGCAAUAGUGGACCCAAUGAUGGAUGUCACUGUUCAUGGUAUAGUCCCCAGAGAUGCAAACAAGACCAUCGCCCUGCUGUCUUGGAAUAAAGGUACACAGACGUGGGAGCUGUCCCAGGAACACUGCCCCAAAAGCUCUACAAUCAGCAGUACAACUGGAAAGCUGUGCCUCCAAGGCGAGAGACAAUCAAUAAACGCAAAAGAAUAUAUCACUAUUAAACAACCCAAGCUGCUGAGUGUGUUUGAAAUAGACAAAGCUGUUCAGAACUCACCACCAGUUGUCAUCACAAAAACAAUUACAUCCGACGAAGACCAGCUCCUGACAGAAUACAUUGAUGUAAUGGACAGAGAGGAUGAUCAGAUUUCCUUUACUCUCACGGCACAAGGACAGCAUGGGAAUGCUUUCCUUACAACUGAUGGUUAUCUUACGUAUACCCCUGAAGCUGACUAUUGUGGAGACGAUUCUGUUACGGUAGAAGCAAAAGAGCAAAACAUUCCUCUUGGAGCCAAGCCUUACAGUGUAACACAGGACAUCCAGAUUCAGAUCCUCUGCACGGAAGAUCCUCCUGAACUACGAUUCAUCAGUCCGAAUGAUGACGUUUAUGAUGCAGAUGUUGAUGCCACUGUGAAUGUUGAACUUUCAUCUUCGACAAGUUCCUCCACCAGGAAAUUCCUGGGGUUCUUCAUUCUAUCUGACCGAGACGUUGACACUCUUGACAUUGUGUUUGAUUCAGCAGCUGCAAAGGAGGUUAACAUCGAACUGAAGAACACGACCCAGACUGAUUCUGUGAAAGCUCUAAGCAGGCUCAGUCACCACAAAGAAAAAUCUAACCUGGUGUACGGGGUUUGGGUCACCGUGCCUGCAAAUUCACAGCAUAAUAAAACCAUCAAAUUCCGGGCCAAAGACGCUAAGAAGGUUCACAGUAAUCUAAUAUCCUUAGAACUAUCUGUCAAGAAGGGUUCGUGCCAAGGUCAAGCUUGUGAUGCAAUCAAAACACAGGGUCUGAAACGUGAUAACGCCAAAAUCUUCAACGACCACCAAGCAGGAAACAAGAUGCUCACACCACCUCCACAGUUGUUCAGGAACGAUUUUCUGGGAAAAGGAUCGUUACAAACUGGAGCUUCAGGCUUGCAGGGGAGGAGUGUAUCUCUCACCAGAGAUGGAAUCUUCUCGCUGACUUUGGAUUCUUCUAAGGCCACAGAUGACCAAAUGGUCUUGACAGCAUCAGGAAAAGUGAACAUCUCCACAUCUGACCAAGUUACUGUUGAACAGUUGAACACGAACGCAGACAGAAAAAAUAGAGGGAGGUUCGUAGAGCAGCUCGGCACACCGCUGACUGUCAGUGUCAAACCUGAAGACCUAAAUGGAACACAUGUAGAUAUGAGAGUUAAAUCGGCCCAUGACAACACGACCAGUGUCAAGCUGUUCUUCAAAGCCAGUGAUGGUGCGUGGCACCAACUGCCUGAUGUGUGUAACAGCACCAAGUCGACUGUUCUGACAGAGGACCAGUACCAAGUGUCUUUGUGUCCAGUUCUCUUUGGUCAUAUGAACCUCACCAAAGCCACCAGCGGAGACGUAUCUAUACACGUUGCAGUAUUUGCUGUCAGGAACACUCCUGUGAACACCCCACCCAUUCUGGAGGACACCGUCAUCUACGUUCGGGAGAGUCAUUCACUAAAUCACCAAAUCAAGGCAAAAGAUCCCGAGGGUGAUAAAUUCACGUUCCGUUUGACAACCCACCCAAAACAUGGCUACGCUGACAUAGACUCCACAGGUGGUCUAUUCUAUUCACCAGAGCCUCACUACAACGGCUUGGAUCACAUCGGGAUUGAGCUUGCGGAACUCCCCGGAGAAGGUUUCAAGCCAUCUGUCCAGACAUAUACCGUUACCAUCACUGUCACUGCAGUCAAUGACCCGCCCAUCAUAUACUACCUUCCCCCUGACAGUGGCAUGUUCCGAGUAGAGAACAACGACAUUGUCCAACUGGACAUUUCAAGACCGAUCCCCUACCAAACAACCGCUGUUGACCUUGGCAACGUCGUCGCAGCUGACUGGGACGAGGGGGAUGAGUUCACAUACCAGAUAACAAGCCUGAACAAGACGGAUCACUACUUUGUUGUACAACCAGCGUCUUUACCGGAUUCUGUCUGGACCAGCAAGCUCACUGACAUCAAACGGCUUCCACAAAAGAAGGUCUCCCACAUAACGCUGAAUCUACCGUCAGAGUUCAAGGGCACGUUGAUGUACACGGUGAUUGUUAAGGAUAAGGGCGGGGCACAGGUUAUACUGGAUUUGAACGCAAGGGUUUCUUAUAGAUCCUGUCAAGCUGGAAUUGUGUGUCUUGAUCAUGUUAGCGCAUGGCGCACUGCUUAAAAAAUGACACAAUCAGUUCACAGCCCGCUUAACCAUAUAGCUUAUAAAAUUCUUAUAAUGCACUGUGUUAUUACUGAAACUUGCAUAACGUGUUAUACAUAUUCACAGGUUUUUUUACAUAACCUGAUAUACUUACGUGUGAUGAAUGUUCAAGAAAGAAUUAUAAUUGCUUUGGAAUAUUGGAAAAUUAAACGAAUAAAAUCCUGCAUUGCAUCGA